UUCUUUACGACCUUCCAAUACACGUCACAUGAAGUUCUUGUAUCCAUGCCUCCUGCUUUCCCUUGGCCUUCACCUUGCUUCCAUCACCACUGGUGACAUCCAGUUCCUAUACCUUGGCUUCAAAGGCACUAACCUCUCCGUGGAUGAAACUGCCACAAUCACAUCAAAUGGACUCCUUGAGCUGACCAAUGGCAUGAUUCAUCGUAAAGGACAUGCAUUCUAUCCAACUCCUUUGCACUUCCGCAAGUCGACCAACGGUAUGGUGCAGUCCUUCUCAGUUACCUUUGUAUUUGGCAUCCGCUCUAGCUACCUUAGCAUGACCCGACAAGGUCUGGCCUUUGUUGUCGCGCCAAGCAAGAACUUCUCAGAUGCAUUGCCCAACCAAUACCUUGGUCUCACAAAUAUUCAAAAGAACAACCCAACGAACCAUUUCUUUGCUAUCGAGCUCGAUACAGUAAAAAACAUCGAGUUCAAGGAUAUCGAUGACAACCAUGUAGGCAUUGACAUCAAUGGCCUCAGCUCUAUACAGUCCCACUCUGUAGGCUACUAUGAUGACAUGAGUGGUAGCUUUCAUAACCUAAGUCUUCAUAGUGGUGCAGCAAUGCAAGUAUGGGUGGACUACAGUGGAGAAGCCAAGCAAAUCAAUGUGUCCAUGGCUUCCCUUGGAAUGGAGAAACCUGCAAGGUCAUUGAUCUCGACAACCUAUGACCUAUCAACAGUGAUCCAAGAGUCGGCGUACAUUGGUUUCUCAUCAUCAACUAGCGAAAUGGACUCACGACACUAUGUGCUUGGCUGGAGCUUCAGCAUGAACAGACCAGCUCCAAAGAUUGACACCACCAAGCUACCCAAGCUACCUCGGAAUGGCCCAAAGCCCCGGUCAAAACUGUUGGAAAUAAUCCUACCCAUAGCAACUGCAUCAUUCAUAAUUGUUGUAGGGGCUAUCACCAUUCUACUUCUGAGGAGGAAACUGCGCUACGCUGAGCUGAAAGAAGAUUGGGAAGUCGAGUUCGGCCCACACAGGUUCUCAUACAAGGAUUUGUACCAUGCCACAGAAGGAUUUAAGAACAAUAACCUACUUGGUGCAGGAGGAUUCGGGAAGGUGUACAAAGGAGUACUCCAAUCAUCUAAACUGGUGGUUGCUGUCAAGAGGGUGUCCCAUGAAUCAAGGCAGGGUAUGAAGGAGUUCAUUUGCGAGGUUGUAAGUAUUGGACGCAUUCGACACCGCAACCUUGUUCAGUUACUUGGCUAUUGCAGGCGAAAAGGUGAACUUCUUUUAGUAUAUGAUUACAUGCCAAAUGGAAGCCUUGAUAAGUAUUUGUACUGUCUUGAGGGUAAGCCCACACUGAAUUGGGAUCAAAGGUUUCGGAUCAUCAAAGACAUUGCGUUGGGUUUACUCUACCUCCAUGAGAAGUGGGAGAAAGUUGUCAUUCACCGCGACAUUAAGGCAAGCAAUGUGCUCAUUGAUAGUGAAAUGAACGGGCAUCUAGGUGACUUUGGCCUUGCAAGAUUGUAUGAUCAUGGCACUGACCUACAGACCACACAUGUGGUUGGUACCAUGGGAUACAUGGCCCCAGAAUUGGUAUCAACAGGCAAGGCCUCCCCUCUCACAGAUGUGUUUGCCUUUGGUACGUUCCUUCUCGAGGUGACCUGUGGGCAGAGGCCAGUGAACCACAAUGCAGAAGAUGGCCGAGCAGUGUUAGUAGACUUGGUUCUUGAGCAUUGGCACAAAGGAUCAUUGACUGAGACAGUAGACACCAGGCUACGAGGUGACUAUAAUGUUGAUGAGGCAUCUCUGGUGCUAAAAGUCGGUCUAUUAUGCUCUCACCCAUUCACUAAUGUGAGGCCUAACAUGCAGCAGGUCUUGCUGUACCUUAACUGUGAUUUGCCACUCCCAGAGUUGGCACAUGCAGACAUGAGCUUCAGCAUGCUCUCCCUAAUGCAAGAUGAAGGGUUUGACCCAUGUACACUGUCGUCAAGCAUUGGAAUAAUAUCUGGCAUCUCGGGAGGAAGAUGAGUUUCAUGGUGUUUGAGAUGUCAUGACUGCUUGCAUGCCACCGUUCAUAUUUAGCACUGAGCCGUACGUAGAGUUAGAUUAUUAAAGGGCUUUCUUCUACGCUCAUUGCAGUGUAUUCCAGAGAUUAUUAUUUUCAUCAGUGUACGAAGCAGUUAUAUUCA
Molecule: messenger RNA, 2175 nt
Organism: Phragmites australis (common reed)
Lineage: Eukaryota; Viridiplantae; Streptophyta; Magnoliopsida; Poales; Poaceae
Product: L-type lectin-domain containing receptor kinase SIT2-like
Exons: 1
Coding region: 29-2014 (661 amino acids)
Biological process (GO): protein phosphorylation
Cellular component (GO): plasma membrane
Molecular function (GO): carbohydrate binding; ATP binding; protein kinase activity
Source: RefSeq, a predicted model, not a curated record